AGCGCUUUUUGUCAGUAUAAAGUGCACUUGCGGUGAUUUGGAACACAGCCUCGGCGUCAGGUGCGGUCUCUCUGUGUGUGUUCUUCACUUCAAUUCACUUCGGCACUGCAGGAGCGUCUCUGAGCUCAGGGGGAAGCAUGGACUUCGAUUUGACUGCAGCUGUGGAUAAGGACGAAGUAAAGAAGAGUGAGGCGAAAGAGGUCGAGGGAAUUUUUGGAUUUGGGAAGAAGGAUAAAGACAAGGACGCGGACAAAUGUAAAGACAAGGAGAAAAGCAAAGAGCACAAGAAGCCGAAAGAGCACAAGAAGCCGAAAGAGCACAAGAAGCCGAAAGAGCACAAGAAGCCCAAAGAGCACAAGAAGCCGAAAGAGCACAAGGGGCAUGGAGGACACGGUUCCUCAUCCUCCUCCAGUGAUGAUGAUUAGGAACACAACUGGACUGAAGAAGGAAUUUCUUUCUUUCUUUCUUUUCUCCCAAUAUAAUAAUUCCUGUUGUGAAGCUGUUUCUAAUCGUAAUGUUGUAAUUAAAAACAAUAAAUACAUCUAAAAUAA
Ictalurus punctatus (channel catfish) is the source of this 551-nucleotide messenger RNA. RefSeq lists its product as uncharacterized. The transcript is spliced from 4 exons. The record is from RefSeq and is a predicted model, not a curated record. NCBI's taxonomy places the organism in Eukaryota, Metazoa, Chordata, Actinopteri, Siluriformes, Ictaluridae. The coding region runs from base 138 to 425 and encodes 95 amino acids.